AUGGCAUCUUUCCUCUCCGAUCGUUCAGGUGAUGAUGAGGUCUAUCUUCUGUAUGAUAACGGCGAGGUUAAGCAACUCACAAAUAAUAAAACCAAGGUGUUUACUCCUGAGUGGUCGCCCGAUGGUAAAUUUAUUGCUUUUGAUGCCAAUGUGCGUGGUGGUGAAAACUUUGACCUGUUUCUGAUAGAUCUCACUGACCCGCUAAAACCGAAACAGAUAGACCUGACAGGACCGCCCGACGGGCCGGGAGUAAAACUAUCUGGACCCCGAUGGGCACCUGCCGGUGAUCCGCGGAUACUUCUCUUCUCUACAGCCUUGCCAGACCCCAACGGCUGGGAUGUAGGGAUGCUCACGUUAGAUGCAAAAGGCAAAGCGGGUGCCCUGAUUAACAUCACGAAUGCAGAGGGCGAAGGAAUCACAGCGGAUCUGGAGGGCUCAUGGUCCCCCGACGGGACUAAGAUUGUUUUUGAGAGCGAGCGUAAUAAAAUUAACGACAGAGCCCAGUUCGAUAUUUUCAUCGCCGACGCGGAAAAACGGGGUGCCGGAAAAAACCAGAUUAACCUCACUGAUCAUGAGGCACCGGACCAGCGGGCACGUUGGUCCCCAGACGGAACAGCGGUCAUGUUUCAAUCCAAGCGUGAUGGUAACUGGGAAAUCUACACCAUAGGCAUUGAUGGUGAAAACCUUACGCGGAUCACCGAAAAUGAUAAGACCGAUAGAAACGCUGAGUGGUCUCCCGGCGGCAUCGCCUUUGAAAGCCAACGCGAUGGUAAUUAUGAGGUUUAUCGAUCUGACCCCGAUGGAAACAACCAAGUCAAUCUCAGCAAUGAUCCCGCAAGCGAUCAGAGGCCUAUCUGGUCACCUAAAGGACGCGAAUCUUAUUCGAAUCCAAACGGGACGGAAAGCGAGAGAUAUACUUCAUACAAGCCGAUGGCGGUGGUCUGA
Molecule: messenger RNA, 945 nt
Organism: Geodia barretti
Lineage: Eukaryota; Metazoa; Porifera; Demospongiae; Tetractinellida; Geodiidae
Source: the annotation of a GenBank genome assembly